Zymoseptoria tritici IPO323 is the source of this 375-nucleotide messenger RNA. RefSeq lists its product as uncharacterized. The transcript is spliced from 3 exons. The record is from RefSeq and is a predicted model, not a curated record. The coding region runs from base 1 to 375 and encodes 124 amino acids. Lineage: Eukaryota; Fungi; Ascomycota; Dothideomycetes; Mycosphaerellales; Mycosphaerellaceae.
AUGUGGUUUUACCUCGGAGCAUUUCUGUUCAAGGCAAUGCACUUAGACGAGAAGCACGUUGCUGAAAUGCAAUCCGCGAAACGAGUAGGAGAUGUACAAUAUGCAGUGACGAAGCAAAGCCGGGCAGAAGAACGAAGUCGAAGACCUGACAGAUCGAUCGAAAAGCGGAGAACGAGCAAGUCGAUGUGGCGAGCAGUGCUGUACAAACUAUGUGGCGUUUCGGUUCUCGAGGAGGAUCCACUUCUACCUCUAUUUCUGAAGCCCUCUACCUUCGAGCAGCUUAAGGAACGCGUAACUAAGCUCGAAUACCAACUCCAACAAGCCCUCGACGCAAUCGCUACGCUUAAGGACCGUCUCUACGAUGCACAGAGUUAA